Entamoeba dispar SAW760 is the source of this 1659-nucleotide messenger RNA. RefSeq names its product T-cell activation Rho GTPase activating protein, putative. The record is from RefSeq and is a predicted model, not a curated record. Gene Ontology annotation, molecular function: GTPase activator activity. Gene Ontology annotation, biological process: signal transduction. NCBI's taxonomy places the organism in Eukaryota, Evosea, Mastigamoebida, Endamoebidae. The coding region runs from base 1 to 1659 and encodes 552 amino acids. The transcript has a single exon.
AUGACUUUUCAUUGUAAAAAAGAUAAAGGAUAUAUUGAAGAAUAUCAACGAUGCUUAAAUGAAACUCUUAAGAACAUUCAAGUUUUCUCUGAUUCACUUCAACCAAUUAUUAUAAAAACGUCAAGUAUCUCUGAUCAAUUUAACGCACUUAGAAAAGAAUUAAAAGAAGAUAAAAAAGAUUAUAAUCAUCAAUUAGGAAUAUUGUAUAUAUAUCAUAUUAAAUUUAACAUAGAAGGUUUUAAAAUAAUAAAACAAAUCUCUGAAGCAAGUUUUAAUUUAUUUAAAAAUGGAGGGACAAUAUGGGGUAAUAUAAAUAUUAAUAAACUUGUGCGAUGCAGUGAAAGAGAAAUUGUUCAAUAUAAUAUGAUCAAAGACAAACAGUUUAUUGAAUAUUAUGGAAAUUCAUUAGAUAUAAUUCUUCAACAAGAAAAAAGAACAAGUAAACAAUUACCAGAAAUGAUAGAAGUAAUGAUACUUCUUAUUCUUGAAACUGGAAUGGAUUUUAAAGGAAUCUUUAGAUUCUCUCCUUAUGCUAAUUUAAAAGAAAUAGAAGAAGGGACAAGAAGGAUAUCAGUAACUGAUAUAUCUGAAUAUAGUGUUGAUAUUAUUGCUUGUUUAUUAAAAUGUUUUCUUCAAAAAAUGCCAACACAUAUUAUUGACACUAUGAAAUCAUUAGAAAUGAUUUCUAUUUUUUUAAAGAAUAAAACAGAAUCAAUUGAAUUGAAAAGAAAAUUAUAUAAGAAAAUAAUAUUUAGUCUACCUGAUGCAAAUAUUACUUUAUUAAUGAAUUUGUGUUACUUGUGUAACGAAAUUAAUAAAAAGAAAGAGUUAAAUGGUAUGAGUUCAAAAAAUUUAGGUGUUGUUCUUGCUCCAAGUAUUUUAACAUUACCUGAUCCAGAAUUUCUUGCAAAUUCAAAUAUUGAUCCAAAUACUGGAAAAGAAGUUGGAUAUGGAAUUGAUAUUUUAACUUUUCUUAUUGAUGAAUAUCCAAUGAUAUUUAAAGAGGAAUUAGAAAAACAUGAAAGGGAAUUAGUUACUCUUGGUAGUAUUCAAAUACAAAGAAGCCAAAGUCCUAGUUUAUCUUUUAAGAAUAAAAAAAUUUAUGAAAAGAAAAUAAGUGACAAAGCAAUCCCGAGUAUUAAACAUUCAGAAAUUAAAGAAAUUCAUGAUAAUCAGAAUGAAAAGGUAGAUGAAAGUAGUGAUGAAUUACCAGUUGUUACAACAGCCACAUCAAUUAACUUUGGGAAGUCUCAAAGAAAUAAUAUUAUUACAAGGAUGGAUAAUCCAGAUGAAAUUAAAUUUGGUAAAUUUACUCCUGGUUUAGAUUCAUCAUCUCAACAUAUUUCUUCAAAAGAAAAAAGAGUUAUUUUAAGAAGUGAUCGUGCACAUGAAUGUAUUAAAGUAUUAGACCAAAUGAAACAAGAGAAUAUAUUUAAUAAUAAUGCUUUUGAACAAUCUGAUGAAGAUGGAGAAAAAGGUAAUGUCAUGAAACUUAGAAGUUCAUUUACAGAAAAAAGAUCAAAAUCUUUUAAUCCAAUGACAAAUAAAUUAGGUUUAAGUGAAGUUUCAUUAAAAACAAACCAAAACUCUAAUGAAAACGAUACUAAAUUAGAAGAUAAAUCAGAGCAAAUUUAUAGCAAUAACAUAUCAGAAGUUUAA